Molecule: messenger RNA, 792 nt
Organism: Phytophthora nicotianae INRA-310
Lineage: Eukaryota; Oomycota; Peronosporomycetes; Peronosporales; Peronosporaceae
Exons: 4
Coding region: 1-792 (263 amino acids)
Source: RefSeq, a predicted model, not a curated record
AUGGAGCACGUCAAAAACGACACAUCUCGGGCUUCGAAAUCAACACAUGCUUCAGGACGUGAGGUUACGGUCAUCUCAACCGCCAUUACCAAAGGCAUCGACGUCCUAAUACCCGGUGAGAACGGCAAGAAACUCUGUCUCCGAUGCUCAGCCGUACGCACGCAGGUCCGCCCAUCGACAUCAACGAAAGGACGUAAAUUCAAACACCGGUGGCAAAGCAUUGAUCCUCUGCUGGAUAAACAACCGGUACGCUCUCCGACUUCAACGGGGAAUGGAAAACCAAGCAGCUAUCUCAAGGCGCUCUUUCAACUGAGUCAGCUUGGCUACCACCGCUAUCCAUCGCAUCCAGCGAAAUCAUUCGUCAGCAUCUCAAAGAAGACUUAUUGCGAGCGGAGGUCGCAACAAGUCGUCGUUUACGUGCGCUGGGUUUCCGACGAGGUUCCAAUCGCGAAGGACUUGAUUCACGUUAUCAAGAAUCGCCAUAGAACACAAUCUCGACGUAGCCAGUAUGGCCAAGCUUAUGAUCUAUAUCAUCGCCAUCCAGCACUUGUCAUUCGCACCCUCAAAGUUCCAGCGAGCUUGAGGCACAUCUAUCUGAACUUCUCGACGACCUCCAAGCCCAAUCACUGGCCCAAAGCUCGAACAUCAAGUAUUCCAGUACAUGGCGGCAAUGGCAGCAGUGGUGUGAAAAAAGCUACAAUUCUCAGUGUGGCUAUUACCCGAACCAAGACGACACUCGUACCAACUCAGUUUAUUCGCCGUCUACCUCUGGAAAUACGGGUGGAGCAAUAA